AGCGCCGCGCGGAGCCCCCGGCGUGCUCAGUCCUGCCCUCCGAAGUGGAGAUGCGCAAGAGGCCGGCCAGGGCGCGCCGCUCGUGAGAAGCCGCGCCAGCCGGCACCAUGCGCCUGCGGCCGCUGCCCCUCGUGGUGGUCCCCGGCUUGCUGCAGCUGCUUUUUUGUGAGAGUAAAGAAGUGGUGCAUGCCACAGAGGGGCUGGAUUGGGAAGACAAAGAUGCUCCGGGGACACUGGUCGGCAAUGUGGUGCACUCAAGGAUCAUUAGUCCUCUGCGCCUGUUUGUUAAACAGUCUCCUGUGCCCAAGCCUGGUCCCAUGGCAUAUGCAGACAGCAUGGAAAACUUUUGGGAUUGGCUGGCCAACAUCACGGAGAUUCAGGAGCCAUUGGCGAGAACUAAACGGAGGCCAAUAGUCAAAACAGGAAAAUUUAAGAAAAUGUUUGGAUGGGGUGACUUUCAUUCCAACAUUAAAACUGUCAAGCUCAACCUUCUCAUCACAGGGAAAAUUGUCGACCAUGGAAAUGGAACCUUCAGUGUUUAUUUCCGACAUAAUUCAACAGGCCUGGGCAAUGUUUCAGUGAGCUUGGUACCCCCUUCAAAGGUGGUGGAAUUUGAAGUUUCCCCCCAAUCUACACUGGAGACCAAGGAAUCCAAAUCUUUCAAUUGUCGCAUUGAGUAUGAAAAAACAGAUCGGGCGAAGAAGACCGCCCUGUGCAACUUUGACCCAUCCAAGAUCUGCUACCAGGAGCAGACUCAGAGCCAUGUGUCUUGGUUGUGCUCCAAACCCUUCAAGGUCAUUUGCAUUUACAUUGCCUUUUACAGUGUUGAUUAUAAACUCGUGCAAAAAGUCUGUCCAGACUACAAUUACCAUAGUGAGACCCCAUACUUAUCGUCUGGCUAAUCUUUCCACAGUGAUGGAAACGAGGGACAUAUAGAUGUAUAGAUAUAUAUAUUUAAUUAGGAUGACCAAGAAACAAGCCCAGCUCUUCAUGAUAAAUGAUCCCUUUCGUUUCUGGCAGUGAACUUUAGUUCCCCAUCAGGUUUUCAAAUUAAAAAAAAAGAAAAAGAAACAUCUUCAAAUGUGAAAUGUGUGUGUUUCAAUCAUAAAUACCUUUAUCUAAAGAGUCAAACUGUUUAUGAAACCAUCACUUUCAUGUAAGAUGGCUAAGUUCUAGAAAUAUUAUUGUUUCUCUAAAAGAAGUAUCAAUGGUAGCUAUGCGUGACAAGAAGAAACCGAAUUAUGCAUGUGAUAAACAUUGCUCUUGAAAUGAGCCUGCCUUUGAAAUAUGUUUUGGAAGGUUACCUUAGUAGCAGAUUCAGUAAAAGAACUGAAAAGAUUAUAUUGGAUAGGUGAAUUGUGUUUCUGACAUUGGACUUUUUUUUUUAUUGCUCUUUCCCGACAUCUGUGCUGUUAUUGAUAUGAGAGAUGAAAGGGUAAAAUUUGUUUCAGAACUCGUGUGUGAAGUUACAGUGUCACAGUGGAACCAAGUUCAUUAUCAUCUGAGCUAGAGUUGGGUGGAAUGUGAUUUAAGCAGUUAGCCCUGUGUUGGUCACCAUCCUUAUGAUUUUCCCCUGUGUCAUAACACUGGUGUAUCAGGAAAGCAAAUCUGGGUAUGAGACAACUUAAUAAUAAUGAAGAUCAUGAUAUGUGUAGACUCUUCCGCCAAAUUUAAUGCUGUGAGAUUAUCAAAAGUGACAUAAAAUUUGUAUUCACCCUACAGCUUGGAACUUCAUUCUCUUCACUCGAUAGUGUGAUUUUACAGACAAAUGUAGACCAACUCUGAAGUUGGGAGAAAGUGAUUGUUUCCUAGGCUAGUAUGGAAAAAAACUAGGAGUGGAGGAAGGAAAUUUCGGGAUAUAGAUUUAUUAUUUCUAGCCUCCCAGAUUAAGUUCUCUUUGUGUUUAGUUAAUUAUUUGAAUGAAGGAUCAAACUCUGUGGAAAUAACGAGUUAUAUUUAAGCAUUUCUAUUUUUAAUUAUUAAGUGUUGACAACUAAGAUACCUGGCUCACCUGGCUUUUGAAAUUACUUCCAAAUUAAUGUCACUUCACAAUCGGUACCCUUCUCAUCUUCUCUGAGGGUGUGACCGGCAGUCCUGUAUGGUAUCACUGGAUGAUCAUUGAACAGAAGGAGUGUCUGGUCGGCCAGUAAAAAGGUUUCUAGAACUCAGGACCCUUGUGAAAUAGUCACUCGUUUUACAACAGAGAUGAACUUCUUUCUCCCUUCUUAUCUGUAAAAUAUCAAUUAAAGUAAAACAUUAAAUUGAAGGCUAAAGGAAGCUAAGUCCUAACCCACAAAAAUGUUCUUACCACACUGACCAAAAAAUCAAGAGCUCUGUUCUCUAUUUUACAUCUCCAUUCCUUUUCUUUUACUGGUAAUAUCUGCAGUGUUCAGUUUUUGUCUUUUGUAAAAAUUGUACUAGGUUUAAUGUGUGGUAGUACAGGCUUGAAGUUUUUGCUCUGAGUUCAUCAGGUGCUUUUGUAAUUUUGUGGUCAGUGAGUAAUAUUUUGAGACAUCUUUUUAUUUUCAUCUAUAAACAAGAGUAAAAUAUUAUUUAUUAUAAGAUAUAUGGGAACCAUAUGUGUAUAUAUAUUUAGAAUUUUCUGUGUACAGAGAAAAUAUGUGUACACAUUUCUAUGUAAAUAAAAAGAAUUUGCUAGAUCUGUCA
Molecule: messenger RNA, 2667 nt
Organism: Carlito syrichta (Philippine tarsier)
Lineage: Eukaryota; Metazoa; Chordata; Mammalia; Primates; Tarsiidae
Gene: NXPH2
Product: neurexophilin 2
Exons: 2
Coding region: 108-902 (264 amino acids)
Molecular function (GO): signaling receptor binding
Source: RefSeq, a predicted model, not a curated record